This is a messenger RNA of Centropristis striata (black sea bass), 4569 nucleotides long. RefSeq names its product breast cancer type 1 susceptibility protein homolog. Gene Ontology annotation, biological process: double-strand break repair via homologous recombination; dosage compensation by inactivation of X chromosome; negative regulation of fatty acid biosynthetic process. Gene Ontology annotation, molecular function: metal ion binding; ubiquitin-protein transferase activity. The record is from RefSeq and is a predicted model, not a curated record. Gene Ontology annotation, cellular component: BRCA1-BARD1 complex; plasma membrane; BRCA1-A complex. Lineage: Eukaryota; Metazoa; Chordata; Actinopteri; Perciformes; Serranidae. The coding region runs from base 129 to 4427 and encodes 1432 amino acids. The transcript has 21 exons.
AGAAGGUGGCGCUGUGAAUGUAGCAGCAAACUGCCGUUAAACAAUAGUAGAACAAGAGAUAGUUGCGGGAAAACUGAAGCGGAUGGUUCCUGUGUUGAUAUCGUCAAAGUAUAAGAAAACAAGUCACCAUGAAAACCCCAAUGGCUACUGAUGUCAAAAAAGGGAUCUCAGUCCUUUGGGAGACUCUGCAGUGUCCAAUAUGCUUGGAUUUAAUGACUGCACCUGUAUCGACUAAGUGUGACCAUCAGUUUUGCAAAUUUUGUAUGAUGAAACUUUUGGACAACACCAAACAAAACAGGGCAACCUGUCCAGUGUGUAAAACCAAGAUAACCAAAAGGAGCUUGCAGGAGAGCCCUGGGUUUCAGAGACUUGUAGCAGGAUUGCAGGACAUGAUACAGGCAUAUGAGCAUGACACUGGAAUAAACUAUUUCACUGGAAUGGAACUACAGAAAGCAAACACAGGAGUCUCAGAUGCUGAAGCUACUAAACAAUGUCAAGAUCCGUCAUUUGGAGAUACACCUGACAACGUUGAAAAUGUUGACAAUGAUGAUCUUUCAAGGUCUCACUCCUCGACUAUAGCAGCCCAGAAUGGAUUUGCAAGACUCAUGGGACUUGAAGACACAAGUCCUUUGAUAACAGAAAAUGAAGGCCUGGACAGUGGCCUAGGGGAUGCUCUGCCAACAUCUGACAGGAAAAUGCACAGCCCUACAGAUAAUUUGGAAACAGAAAUGUCAGAGGUUGAGGAAACACACAAAACUAGAGACAUAAUGAGGUUUCACAAAUUGGAGAAUACCUCCCAUCGUCCAUCAAUAAUUCCAGAUGAGGUUGAACAUCAGCCUUUAAGAAAGUCCUCAAGGAAGAAGCAGAAAAAGGAUUUGAAGUCAGACAAGAUUCUCAAGGAGAAACAGAAGAAAAGUCGAGAAAAAGUCGCUGAGUGGCUCAUGAAGGUUCCAGCUGAAGGAAGUCUUGACUUGGAGAAACCAAACGAAGAUGAUUCUGACAGCUGUUCUUCUUCUUCAACGAUAGAUGUCCAGCAGUACAACAGUGAUGUCCAUUCUAAGAGGGAGGAUCGUGCUAAAGCCCUUGAGGAGCAGGUGUUUGGGGCCGUCUACAAACGAGAGCGAAGAGGGAGCAGGAUCCUCUCUCCUCCAUUUAAUGGGUUUAUCAGUCCAACAACAAAUAAAGAAACAAAAAAGGUUUCCAAAGUGAGGAAGAGUGCUCUCACUCCAGCUGAUUUUGUCAAGAAAACAAGCUCUGAAGAUAAAAGUGAAAGUGAUGUGGAGGAAGAGCAACAAAGAAUAGAUGUAGUACAUGAUGCCAGCAGUGACUUUUUUAAAGACCAGAUGGAGAAAAAUGAUAUUGAAAAAUAUCAGGAAGAGUUAAACACCUUGCCAGAAACUGACAAAAAUAAUGGCAAAGAUGAGGUUCCAUGUCCUGUGCCUGAUGUUGGACAACAGCUACCAGACAGAAAGUCAAACAAAAGGACCCGUAACAUUCUGCAGCAGGUAGACAGUGAUUUGCAAGAGCAAGCUAAGAUUAGGUCAGAAAGUACUGAGCAAAAGAAAACUGACAAGAGAAAAGGUAAAAACAUGAAGUCAGCAAAAGGAAAACCUGCCAAAUUGGCAAAACCCCUGGUUCUGGUUGGAGUUCAAAAUGCAGAAACCAGUCCCAAGACGAUACCAAGGUCAAAAGAAGUCCAAGUUCAUAUUGAGAACUACCCCAGCAGCGAGGACCAAGAAGUCCCUGUCACAAGGAGCAACCGGAGAAGUAGAAGACUUCAAGUCUUCACAGAGGAAGUCCAGGAAGUUCACAAGAGAGAAAACUCGAAAGCCAAAAAAGUUGACAAAGACAGCAAUGUUGGAAAGCAAUCAGUUGAAGCUAAAGAUGAUGAAAGGCCACCACCUAAAAAUGGAAACAUGACAAAAGUGCCUGAAAGAAACGGAUGUAUUUAUGAUCAAGAUUUAGGAGAAAUAGAAAACAUGGAGUCUGGUGAGAGAGCAUCUUGUUUGACACCAACAGAAGAUGUGAAAGAGUCUGUUGCUGAGGUACCAGAUGCUGAAAUUUUGUCUGAAGCUAGUGCUGCCUGUUGCAUCACUGUGGUCCCAAGCUCUACAAGUCCAACUGAAGCAGCUGUGGUAGAUGCAACACUGGAAAGUGACAAUCCAACAAAUCAUCUCCCGAACAGUAUGAAUUUGGAAACAUUCGCUCGCCAGACAAAAUGUGUGGGACCAGAACAUGAUGAGGAUAGGAAUGACAGUGAACUGGACACUGAGCAACUGCUCAGGAGCUUCAAAGCCACUAAAAGGAAAUCUUUCCAUCUUGGAGGUCCUAAUGUGAAAAGGAUUCGUGGUCCGGACCAAGAAAUAUCUCACAGUGGCGAUUCGGAGGAGAACCAUAAUGUUUGUUUUGGUGAUAAAUCUGCAAAAAAUCUGCCAAACACAAAAGUGUUUGAACUCACCAACCAAGAGGCAUUAAGGGAUGACGAAAACUCAUAUUGCAGUGAUUUGAUAUCCCCAACUAACUCACCCGCACCGACAAGAAAACCAGUUGUUGAGAAAGCAGAGCAAGUGGUGGUAGAAGCCUCGAUCCCUGAGAGCAGCUGGUCGGGUCAGGACAUUGCUGGUGGUUGCUGUGUCUCCAGGAAUAGUGUCAGCAGCACUCUUCCUCCUAAUACAGUGUCAAAACGCAACAUCGAAAGUCCUCAUCUUUCUGUUGUGCCUCAAGUAAUAGAUUCAGGGCUCUGCUUCGUAGCUGCAGAACACCAGGAGCUUAAUGAACCCUUGAAGUGCUCUCAGAUCACAGAUAAUCAGCUCCAUGGUACCAUGAGGGAUGCUGGCAAAGGGAAGGAAAUGAGAGACAUUUUGGUGCACGAUUCAACUCCUUCAGUCAUCGUCGCCGAACAGUUUUUAAACACGGAGUCCUCGUUAACUCCAGAUGGCCUUGGAAUACCAGUUGUACAAAUCAUCCACGAAUCAAAAUCUUACAGCCAUGGCAGUGGAGAGCUGAGCGCCCAAUCCUCUAUCAAGAGCAUGAGCAGGAAGAGGGCACGAAGGCUCGAGUCUUCUUCCGAGUCAGACUGCAGUGAAGAGGAGUUACCAGCUUUGACAGAAAUUUUUGGAAAAACAGCUCCUGCCCCGGCAGUGACAAAGCAUCAAGGAGAAGCCAAUGAAUGUGAAGGUGCUACAGCUGGUGGAGAGCCAGAGUCCAGUCGCCCACCUGCGUGCCCCAGCCCGGACUUCAUUGAGUCCAGCCAAGCAUCUGUGGACUUAUUUGGCACGCCAGAUGAACGUGACGUCCCAGUAAACAACAUUGUUUCUUCACAACUUGAAUCAUCACAAUUUUCAAGUGAAGUCCUUGUUACACAGCAAAAGCUAGAAAUGCAGAAGGAGCUGGUGAGGUUGGAAAAGCUGAUGGCUCUGGUGACGGAGGUGCUUCAGGAGAAGGAAGACAGUCCUGCAAAAGUCCCCACAACAACAAAUCAGAGCAGCAAACCCACAGGCCCCGACACUCUCCCGUGUGACCAGAACACAGGCCAAGGUUCAGACCGGGAAGCUGCUCCAGAAGUCGAGCGAGAACCGAGCACAAGACAAUCUGAUGGCAAAGGGGUCGCCCAGCCCGGUGUGUCGAAGCAUGGCGGCCCUGCAGAGACGGCAGUGCAGCACUCCACGCACACUGGGCCGAGUGUAAAAAGCACUGGAGCCUCUAGGACUCUUAAUUCAAGUUCAACAGCCAAAACGUUGAAGAACAAUGGUUCACCGUCAGAAGACAAAGAAAAUAACACUCCACCGAGAGAGAGAAGCAAAGCCAAGAUGGUGCUGGUGUCAUCUGGGUUAGGCCCCAGCGAGCAGAAAAUGGUGAAAAAGUUUGCCAAGCAAGUUGGUGCCCACGUGGUUUCCCAGGUAACGGCGGAGGUGACCCAUAUCAUAAUGCACACAGAUGAACGACUGGUAUGUGAGCGCACGCUGAAGUACUUCCUUGGCAUCGCAGGCAGGAAGUGGGUGGUGAGCUUCCAGUGGAUUUCAGAGUGCUUCAAACUAAAGAAACUCUUAGAUGAGAGCGUCUUUGAAGUAAGAGGUGACGUUGUUAAUGGACCCGACCACCAGGGCCCCAUGAGAGCUCGAACCACUGAAGACAAUAACUUGCUCAUGAAGGGCUACAAUAUCUGCUUCCAAGGACCUUUUACAGACAUGACUACAGAUGAAAUGGAGUGGAUGGUGGAGCUCUGUGGAGCAGCUGUCAUUAAAGAUCCUCUUCUCCUCGACAGUAAACAGAAGUCCCAUCAGCUGGUCAUUGUACAGGCAGGAUCAGAGUCGCCGUCAUCCACACACAGCAGUCUCUCUAAACAAGCAACUGUGGUGACACGUGGUUGGCUGUUGGAUACCGUGGCAACUUACAGUCUUCAAAACUACAACAAGUACGCAACAUGAGCUGAAGUGCAUUAAACCCACAACUCCUGUUUUUUAAUGUCCAGUACAGUAUCUAAACUGUCCUUCAUCUGUUUUAUUGACAAAGCUGUAUGUGUUGUGUUUGCAUGAUGUUCUGUAUAUAAAGUUUAAUCUACGGAAGAUA